GAUUUAAGAAAUCAUCGCGCGCAGCAGCUCAAACUUGCUGGCUCUCUUUUUCUCAUUCGCCGAGAUUUAUAUCGUUAGUGGAUACAAUUUGAGUUCAUUUUUAUUUCACUUUUUAUUUUUAUGUGUGUGGUUUUGGUUUGUGUACCAUUUUCUUUAUCGCAAGCUCAUUCAAAACAAAAAAGAGCUCAAAUUUAAUGACAUACAGAGUAUGAGUGCAGUGCAUGAGUGUCAGUUUUAACGAAAAAAAAGAACAAAAUAAUUAAUUUGACGGGAAAAAAUUUAAAUAGUUCAAACGGAAUAAUCGGUAAACCAGCCCGAUCCAGUGUGAUCGGCCAACAGCAAAAAUGGGACUAACAAGACGCAUACAAUUUGCCGUCUUGAUUUCGUUUCUGAUUACAAUAGAUUUAAAUCCUAUUCACACAAGAUCACAGAUUGGUUUUCGACCGAAACGUGAAUAUGGUGACAAUGUUUAUUUACCUUCAACAUAUGUAAUUCCGGGUGGCGAAGGAUCGUCACAAGGCUGGAGCGAUUGGAGUGGCCCAUCGUCAUGUUCACGAACAUGCGGUGGCGGUGUUUCAUAUCAAACGCGUGAAUGUUAUGAUGUCGAUUCAAACGGAAGUCCUCGAUGCGUGGGCGGAAAUAAGAAGUAUUUUUCAUGCAAUACGCAAGAUUGUCCGGAGAAUGAGCCAGAUUUUCGUCAUCAGCAAUGUGCCGAUUUCGAUGAAAAACCAUUCGAAGGUGUUCGAUAUGAAUGGGUGCCAUACUUAAAGGCCCCAAAUCCAUGCGAAUUGAAUUGUAUGCCACGCGGUGAACGAUUUUACUAUCGACACAAAUCUAAAGUUACUGAUGGUACACGUUGUAACGAUGAGUCAAACGAUGUUUGCGUUGAUGGUCAAUGUCAACCGGUGGGUUGCGAUUUAAUGUUGGGAUCAACAGCUCGUGAAGACAAAUGCAGAACAUGUGCCGGUGAUGGGUCUACAUGCAAAACAGUCGAAGGAACACUAACUAUGAACGAUUUACAAAAUGGUUAUAAUGAUAUUUUGUUGAUUCCGAGCGGUGCGACAAAUAUUCAAAUCAAGGAAAAGGCCCCAUCAAACAACUAUUUGGCCAUUCGUAAUUCAUCAAAUCACUACUAUUUGAACGGAAAUUGGCGAAUUGAUUUUCCACGUCCGUUGACAUUUGCUGGUUCGAUUUGGCAUUACGAUCGUCGUCCACAAGGAUUUGCAGCUCCCGAUCAACUCACAUGUCUCGGACCAACAACUGAAAAUGUUUAUUUGGUAUUAUUGUCACAAGAUCGUAAUGUUGGUGUUCAUUAUGAGUAUAGUGUGAACGAAGCCGCAGCUCAUCUCACUGAACCAGAUACCUACAUAUGGACAUUUUCACCGUACGGUGAUUGCUCUGCAAGAUGUGGAAGUGGAGUUCAGACACGACGAAUUACCUGCAAUAGUCAAAAAACAUUGAAACCAGUUGACGACAGUUUGUGUAGUAGCACCGAUCGGCCAGCCGAAACCCAACCAUGCGGACAAGAAACAUGCCCACCACAAUGGACCGAAGGUGAAUGGAGCAAAUGCUCAGCACCGUGCGGAAGCACUGGAAAUCAAACUCGUGAAGUUAAAUGCGAAGAAAUCUUAUCAAAUGGAGAACACAAAUUACUUGAUGAUGCCGAGUGUUUGCAAAAGGCCGGCAAUAAACCAGCCACCGAAAAACAAUGUAAUCUUGGAAAGAUUUGUCCAAUAUGGCACACUGGAUCAUGGAAGGGGUGCAGUAAAUUGUGCGGUGAAGGUGUACAAACCCGUACCAUCAAAUGCUAUCGUAAAAAUGAAGGAAAAAUUGAAGUAUUGAACAAUGCUGACUGUCCGGAUCCAAAACCAGAAGCAUCACAAAAAUGUAUUUUGCGACCAUGCGAAGGUGUCGACUGGAUCACAUCACAAUGGAGUGGCUGCAAAGCCUGUGGUUUAUCACAAGAGACACGAACAGCAUCAUGUGCAUCGAAAUCGGGAAAAGUGUACAACGAAACAUUCUGUGCAAAUCGUAAAUUGCCUGAAUUAAGUCGUCCAUGCAAUCAAACAGUCGAAUGUGAAUAUCAAUGGUUUUCAUCACAAUGGAGCAAAUGUUCGGUUGAUUGCGGCAAAGGUAUACAAACUCGAAAUAUUGUGUGCGGUAAACUUGAUGGAAAUGCCGUUAAAAUUGCCGAUGAUGAAUCAAAAUGUGAAGCUGGCGAGAAGCCAGAAAGUUCAAAGGAAUGUGACACCGAAAAGAAAUGCGAAGGUCAAUGGUUCAAUGGGCCAUGGAGUGAUUGUAAUAAAAAAUGUGGCGGUGGAAAGAAAACACGUAAAGUACUCUGCAUAUCCGAUGGAAAUUCGGUAGCACCAGCAAAAUGUGGAGAAGACACAAUUGUAUUCUCAUCAGAAGACUGUAACAAGGAACCAUGCGUUGAAGAUGAAUUGAUUCCAAUUGAUACGACCGCCAAGCCAAUUGAAGAGGAUGACGAAAGUGAUGAAUGGUGUGAUGAAGAUGAUGAAGAUGUUGAAGUUAUUUCAACGACUGACGACUCAUCCGAAUCAACAUUCGAAUCAUCGACUGAAUUUGAAGCAUCGUCAUUUUCAUCAUCUUUGAGCACCGAAGAUAUGCAAAGCGAUGCAACAUUCUCUACGAUCGAUGACACAACUAUUUUCUCAUCAACAUACGAGGGAUCUGGCGAUGAUGGCAGUGGUUCAACUGAAGUACCAAGCUCAACUGAUGUAUCAUCGAGCGAAGCAUCAUCGAGCUCAUCGGAAUCAAGCAGCGAGUCGAGCAGCGAAUCUACAAGCUCAGGAUCAACUGAAUCAGCUGAAUCAAGUACCGAACUAUCGACAGAAUCCGGUACGGACACAUCAACUUCAGCCACCGACACAAGCUCAUCCAGUGAAUCUUCUACAGACAUUUCAUCAAGCUCCUCAGAGUCUAGCAGUGAAUCGGCCAGCGAAUCAAGUAGCGCGUCAAGUAGCGAAUCGAGUAGCGAAUCAAGUAGCGAAUCAAGUAGCGAGUCCACAAGUCCUGAAACAACCGAAACUGAGACAAGCACAGAGUUCACAACUGAUUCAAAUACCGAUUCAUCAAGCUCAGGCACCACCAGUGAUUCAUCAAGCUCAACUGAAUCUGGUUUAUCCAGUUCAACAAGCGAUGCUAGCUCGUCCAGUGAAGCCGUUUCUUCAAGUACCGAAGAAUCAUCAUCAUCAGGAAGUACAGACAGCAGUGAUACCACCGGAAGCGAUCAAACUACCGAACAAAGUGAAAGCACAAGUGAAAACAGUUCAUCCAGCACGGAUGUAUCAUCAAGCUCUGAAUCUUCAUCGUCAACCGAUGUUAGUUCAUCGAGUGAAGCGACCGAAAGCAGCGAAGCCACCGAAAGUACUGAAUCAACAUCAGAAUUCUCAACGGAAUCAACAUCAGAAUUCUCCACGGAAUCCACAUCAGAGAGUGAAAGUACAAGUGAAUUCAGUUCAUCGAGCUUAUCGUCAGACACAACCGACGAAGAUAUUUGGGGAACAACAUCAUACACAUUGGAAGAUGUUAUUAGCAAAGAACAGAAACCACGCAAAUGUAAACCAAGACCACACAAACCAUCGGCAUGUCUUAAGAGCAAAUUUGGUUGCUGUCCGGACAACACAACUGCAGCAACUGGUCCAUUCGAUGAAGGUUGUGCGGUACCAGAAACAUGUAAAGAAACCAAAUACGGAUGUUGUGAAGACGGUGUAUCAGCUGCCAAAGGCAAAAAAUACAAGGGAUGCCCAGAACCAUUGUGUAAGAGUAGUUUAUUCGGAUGUUGUGCAUCUGAUGGAAAAACUGAAGCACAAGGAUCCAAUCAAGAAGGUUGCCCAAUUAUUACAACAACAACAACAACAACAACGACAACUACAACCACCACACCAAAACCACAGAAAACAAACGAAACAAAAGAAACAACAACUGAAGCUGUCACACCCAAACCAGCAUGUACAACGGCUGAUUGUGCUCCAUGUGAACGAGAACCAUUUGGCUGUUGCUCAGAUAAAACGACACCAGCUCAUGGUCCAAACGGUGAAGGAUGCUGUCUCAAUUCACCAUACGGUUGCUGUCCUGAUAACUAUAAUGCGGCCCGAGGACCAAAUCUUGAAGGUUGCGAAUGUGAGUACUCACCGUAUGGAUGUUGUCCAGACAAAAAAACAUCAGCAAGAGGAUAUGAUAACGCUGGAUGUGGUUGUGAAUUCGAAAAAUACGGCUGUUGCCCAGAUAAGGUUACACCAGCAACAGGACCCAAAUUUGAAGGUUGUGCUUGUCAUACAUAUCAAUUUGGAUGUUGCCCUGAUGGCGUUACAAUUCAACAAGGUCCACAUGGUUAUGGUUGCCACUGUGCACAAACAAAAUACAAGUGUUGUUCCGAUGGUGUUACAGCGGCCAGCGGAGAGAACUUUGCUGGAUGUACAUGUGCCACCAGCAAAUAUGGAUGCUGCCCAGACGGUGUUACCGAUGCUCAAGGACAACAAUUCGAUGGAUGCGAAGAUAUUCCAUCAACACCACAGAAAGCAUGUAGCAUCACCAAAGAUGGUGGUACUUGCAGUAAUUACACCGUUAAAUAUUUCUUCGAUACUGAAUAUGGAGGUUGUUCACGAUUCUGGUACAGCGGAUGCGGUGGCAAUACAAAUCGUUUCGAAACAAUCGAUGAAUGUAAAAGCACAUGCGAAGAACCAAUUGGCAAAGAUUCAUGCAAAGUACCAAAGAUUAAAGGACCGUGCAAUGGAUACUAUACUAAAUACUAUUACGAUUCGGACCGAAAUAUCUGUUCGCCAUUUAUUUAUGGUGGUUGCUUGGGCAAUACAAACCGAUUUGAAUCAUUGGAAGAUUGCCAGAAACAAUGCGUUGUAGACGAAUCAUUGCCUGCUUGCGAACAACCACUCGAAGAAGGUCCAUGCAACGGUAACUUUGAACGGUGGUACUUUGACAAAGAAGACGAUACUUGCAAACCAUUCAGAUAUGGUGGAUGCAAAGGAACAAAGAACAACUUUGCAUCGGAAUCAGCUUGUAAAUACCAAUGCAAAAAUCCAUCCGUACAAAAAGCAACAUGCGCAUUGCCCAAAGAAACUGGUGCUUGUGAGGCUAAAAAAGCACGUUGGCACUUCUCACAAAGCGAUAACAAGUGCAUGCCUUUCUAUUAUACUGGUUGUGAUGGAAAUAAGAAUAGUUAUGUAACAUUAGAAGAUUGUGAGACACAAUGUCCUCGUAACAUAACUAAAGACGCAUGCCACAAAGCAGCCGAAACUGGAAAUUGUCAAAACUACGAAGCCCGUUGGUAUUUUGAUACAAAAGAGGAAAGAUGCCGACAAUUCUACUUUGGAGGAUGUGGUGGCAACGAAAAUAACUUUGUCAGCGAAGAAUUAUGUCUCGCUCGAUGUGAAAGAAAACAACAACCUCCACCACCUCCACCUACACCACAACCACCUCAACCACAAGAAUUGGAACCAUUCCAACCAAGUCAUUGCCUAUUGGAAUCAGAUCAAGGACCAUGCCGUGCAAUUACACCAAGAUAUUACUACGACAGUCAAACCGGUGUUUGUGAUGUGUUUGGAUAUGGUGGCUGUGGUGGCAAUCAAAAUAACUUCCAAUCGGCCGAAGAAUGUGAAAAUCGUUGUGGAAAUGUACAAGAUUUGUGCGCAUUACCGCCAGUACAUGGUCGAUGCCAAGAGAAUGUUACGCGUUACUACUAUGAUCGUCGUAGCGAUGAUUGUCUUUCGUUUGAAUAUAGCGGAUGCCGUGGAAACAAAAAUAAUUUCUACUCGAUUACAGAUUGUCAAGCACAAUGUCAACGCAGACAACGCCCAGAACAAGAACCAGAACAAGAACCGGAACAAAAACCAAAUAUACCAGAUAUCGAUGUUCGUUUUGAUGAUAUUUGUCAAGCACAAACCGAUCAAUGCAACACAUUACGAUGCCCAUACGGAGUGACUAGAACAUACGAUGAAAAUCGUUGCCAACGUUGCGAAUGUGAAAAUCCAUGCCGUGAUUAUCCGUGUCCGGAAGAUUCAAAAUGUGCCGUCGAUUUCUCACAUGACUCAUCAUUUGCACCAGUUUGCCGUAAAAUAAACAAACCGGGAGACUGUCCAUCAGCACAUAAUAAUACACAAUGUGAUCUGGAAUGCUACACCGAUGCCGACUGCCGUGGUGAUAAUAAGUGUUGUUCGAAUGGAUGCGGCCAAGUUUGUAUUGCACCUGAAUCGUACGAACCAACUUCACCACCACGAUCACAUUAUCCAGACGUUCAAGCACCACAAGUUCCAGCACCAGUUUAUCUUGAAGCCAAAACGGAAGAAGAGGUUAACGUUGUUCAAUCAGAAGGUGGUGUUGCAACUUUACGAUGCUAUGCAACUGGAUAUCCAUUGCCAACGGUUUCAUGGAUGAAGAAUUCAGUUGUGAUAAAUACAGAUCAAGGCCGAUUUGUACUAACAUCGAAUGGUGAUUUGAAAAUCGUUCAAGUACAUAAAACGGAUAGCGGAACUUAUGUUUGUGUUGCUGACAAUGGCAUUGGUGAACCAGUUCAACGUGAAGUUCAAUUGGAUAUCGCCGGUAAGUGUGACAUUUUCUCUAAUCUUUCUUCGCUUUAAUUCUAUAUAUAGAUUAAC
Molecule: messenger RNA, 6635 nt
Organism: Contarinia nasturtii (swede midge)
Lineage: Eukaryota; Metazoa; Arthropoda; Insecta; Diptera; Cecidomyiidae
Gene: Ppn
Product: papilin
Exons: 26
Coding region: 345-6617 (2090 amino acids)
Biological process (GO): extracellular matrix organization
Cellular component (GO): extracellular region; extracellular matrix
Molecular function (GO): metalloendopeptidase activity; serine-type endopeptidase inhibitor activity
Source: RefSeq, a predicted model, not a curated record